AAGAGUUUACUUGGUUGUGGCAUUAAAAAUGAGUUUCCUACAAACGCCAAUGGCCGCACUGAGAUGGCUUAUGUUCGGUUUUGGACUAUUAAUUACGUUACCAGUUUGCUUCGCUGGUCCACAUGAGAAACGUCUACUACAUUCACUUUUGGACAACUACAACAGCCUGGAAAGGCCUGUAGUCAACGAAUCCGAUCCAUUACAGUUAAGUUUCGGCUUAACGCUUAUGCAAAUCAUUGAUGUGACUUGUAUGCAUUUAUUUGCACUUCAACUCAUGUCCCGCGCACUACCGACUGACCUUUGCCUGGUAAGCAACGCCAGUGGAAGACAGAGUGGAAGAGCAGCUACAGCAACUACAGUAGCGCCUCAUUUAUCUGCUCAUCCAUUCGAUGUCUGUGAUGUGGUUGCUUAG
Teleopsis dalmanni is the source of this 412-nucleotide messenger RNA. RefSeq lists its product as uncharacterized. NCBI's taxonomy places the organism in Eukaryota, Metazoa, Arthropoda, Insecta, Diptera, Diopsidae. The record is from RefSeq and is a predicted model, not a curated record. Gene Ontology annotation, molecular function: extracellular ligand-gated monoatomic ion channel activity. Gene Ontology annotation, biological process: monoatomic ion transport. Bases 29 to 412 code for a protein of 127 amino acids. The transcript is spliced from 3 exons. Gene Ontology annotation, cellular component: membrane.